AUGGCUCUCCUCCAAGGGGCUUUCCCACGAGCAUCGCUCGUAUCUUCGACGUGCUUUACCUUGGAGACACGAGCUAAGACGUUGAGGAUCAAAGCUUGUGACGCGAGACUCUUUAGCACUGCGAAAGCACGAAGACGACAAGCACCAAGGCCGGAAGACUCUCAUCCGAGUCCCUCGCGACCCAAAUCCAAGCUUUACAAAGACGCCGAUGAAGCUGUAAGUGAUCUCAAAGAUGGAUCAAUCGUACUAUCAGCAGGUUUUGGUCUAUGCGGUGUCGCUCAGACUAUUAUAGAAGCAAUCGCGAAGAAGGGCCUAAAGGAUUUGACAGCGGUGUCGAACAAUGCAGGACUUGGAGAUCAUGGGCUCGCAGCAUUGACAAAGAGAGGUCAGGUUUCACGCAUGAUCUGUUCUUACUUAGGAGGCAAUAAGGAUCUCGAGAAGGCAUAUCUUACAGGCAAAAUAGCCAUCGAGCUGUGCCCGCAAGGCACUCUUGUUGAAAGAAUUCGCGCUGGAGGUGCCGGAAUCCCUGCCUUCUUCACAGCUACUGGCGUGAAGACGUUCGUGCAGUCUGGGCAGAUACCGAUCCGGCAGCAACCACCUGAUGAUGGCAGCGGUAAACCAACUAUCGUGGAACCUGGAAGGCCAAGAGAAACACGAAUUUUCAACAACAAGGAGUUCGUGAUGGAGACUGCUAUUACUGGUGACGUUGCCAUUCUACGAGCCAACAAGGUGGACGAAGCUGGAAACUGCCAGCUUAAAUUGACCACCAAAACAUACGCAACGAAUAUGGCCAAAGCUGGAAGGAUUUCGAUUGUUGAGGCCGAUGAAAUAGUUCCGAUUGGUGCUUUGAAUCCGGACGACAUUGAUAUCCCAGGCAUUUAUAUCGAUCGAAUUGUGCCAGCGACCGCCAAAAAGGAGAUUGAAAUCAGAAAGAUAGCAACGAAAGAAGACGCUGGAGUAGACACCAGCCCGGCACAAGCACGUCGAAACAGAAUCGCAAAACGUGCUGCUAAAGAACUCAAGGAUGGUUACUAUGUCAAUCUUGGCGUGGGUAUCCCAACCCUGUCAGCGUCGUUCGUUGAACCAGGUGUCAAGGUCUGGCUACAAAGCGAAAAUGGUAUCCUCGGGAUGGGACCGUAUCCAGGAAACGAAGAUGAAAUUGACCCUGAUCUGAUCAAUGCUGGUAAGGAGACUGUCACUUUACUACCCGGUGCAGCCACUUUCGACUCAGCCGACUCCUUUGCUAUGAUCAGGGGAGGUCACGUUGAUGUGUCAAUUCUUGGUGCUCUUCAGGUCAGCGCUGCCGGCGAUCUGGCCAACUAUAUGAUUCCAGGCAAAGUGUUCAAAGGCAUGGGAGGUGCCAUGGAUUUGGUAUCAAAUCCAGAUCAGACGAAGAUUGUGGUUGCCACAGAUCAUGUUGACAAGAAUGGUCGAAGUAAGAUUGUUGAGGACUGUGCUCUGCCAUUGACCGGCAAAGGAGUGGUCAGCACAAUCAUCACAGAUCUCUGCGUGUUCCAGGUCGACAGGAAAAAGGGCCACCUGACAUUGACCGAGUUGGCGGAGGGUGUUUCUCUGGAGGAGAUCAAGUCCAAGACUGAUGCAACCUUCAAUGUUGCGCCCGAGAUGAAGCAGAUGUGA
Lithohypha guttulata is the source of this 1638-nucleotide messenger RNA. RefSeq lists its product as uncharacterized. Lineage: Eukaryota; Fungi; Ascomycota; Eurotiomycetes; Chaetothyriales; Trichomeriaceae. Gene Ontology annotation, molecular function: succinyl-CoA:3-oxo-acid CoA-transferase activity. Bases 1 to 1638 code for a protein of 545 amino acids. Gene Ontology annotation, biological process: ketone body catabolic process. The transcript has a single exon. The record is from RefSeq and is a predicted model, not a curated record.